AUGGCAAAAGGAGAAGUUCAAAUUCACAAACUGGCCCCAAGAGAUCGCGAUGUGUCAAAAAAACCAAACAUCAUUAACAAGUACAGUCGUACAAUUACUCAAACGCCAUCUGCUGGUGCAGGCCAAGCUCAAUUGUACGCCACCGGACUUUCUGAUGAAGAUAUGAACAAGGCCCAAGUUGGUAUCACUUCUUUUGGCUAUGAUGGUAAUCCAUGCAACAAUCAUAUUGACGCUUUGGCCCGCAAAGUUCGCGAUGGUGUUUGGGAAGCUGGAUUAGUAGGCUAUCAGUUCAAUACCAUCGGCGUUAGUGAUGCUAUUCCAAUGGGUACUGCUGGUAUGUCCUUCUCUUUGCCCUCCAGAGAUGUUAUCGCUGAUUCAAUCGAAACGGUAAUGAGCGCCUUAUGGUAUGAUGCAAAUAUCUCUCUGCCUGGAUGCGACAAGAAUAUGCCUGGUGCAGUCAUGGCAAUUGCCCGCUUAAACCGUCCUUCAUUGGUGAUCUAUGGCGGUACCAUGAAGAAGGGGCACGGAACUGUUGGAUCUUGCAAGGGCAGAGAAAUAGACAUUGGCAAUGCAUUGGAAUGCAAUGGAGAGUUCAAUAGCGGCAAGAUUACCGAGGAAGAAAGAAAAGAUAUUAUUCGAAAUGCUUGCCCUGGUAGUGGUAGUUGCGGUGGCAUGUUUACUGCCAAUACUAUGUCUAGUGCCAUCGAAGCUCUUGGUUUAUCCCUACCUUAUUCAAGCAGUAUCCCCGCUGAGAGUCCAUUAAAGGUUCAAGAGUGUCUCCGGGCUGGCAAAGCCAUUCGUCUUCUCUUGGAAAGAGACAUCAAACCCAAGGAUAUCUUGACUCGCAAAGCCUUUGAAAAUGCAUUUGUUACCAUCAUGGUGUUAGGCGGAUCUACCAAUGCUGUCCUUCACAUGCUUGCCAUGGCCAAGGCUGCUGAUGUCGAUUUUACUAUUGAUGAUGUCCAAACUAUCUCUAGUAAGACUCCCUUCUUGGCUGAUUUGAGACCAAGUGGUAAAUAUGUCAUGGAAGACUUGCAUGAUAUCGGCGGCGUUCCAGGCGUAUUGAAAUACCUUCUACAAAAGGGCAUGCUCCAUGGAGAUUGCUUAACUGUAACAGGAAAGACUUUGGCCGAAAACUUGGCUGAAGUUGACGAUCUUGCCGAGGGUCAACAGAUUAUUCGCCCUAUUGAGAAUCCCAUCAAGCCUACCGGGCAUUUAACCAUUUUGCGAGGAAAUUUAGCACCUGAGGGGGCAGUUGCUAAGAUCACUGGUAAAGAAGGCUUGGAAUUCACGGGUAUCGCAAGAGUAUUUGACGAAGAAGACGAAAUUUUCGCUGCAUUGGAGCGAAAUGAUAUUCCCAAGGGAUCUGUUGUGGUGGUCAGAUACCAAGGCCCUAAGGGAGGUCCUGUGAAGCCAACUGCUGCAAUUAUGGGCGCAGGAUUGGGUAAAGAUGUUGCCCUGAUUACUGAUGGUCGUUUCUCUGGUGCCUCUCAUGGUUUUAUCAUUGGCCAUGUUACUCCCGAGGCAUUUGACGGAGGACCCAUUGCUCUUGUUCAUAACGAUGACAAGAUCACUAUUGAUGCGAAUACCAGACAAAUGACAUUGCACAUCCCCGAUGAAGAGCUUGCCGAGCGCAAGAAGAACUGGCAACCAAAACCCCCCAAAUACACGAAGGGCGUUUUAGCAAAGUAUAUCAAAACUGUCAAGAGCGCAAGUGAGGGGGCAGUUACAGACGAAUACUAA
Molecule: messenger RNA, 1743 nt
Organism: Mucor velutinosus
Lineage: Eukaryota; Fungi; Mucoromycota; Mucoromycetes; Mucorales; Mucoraceae
Exons: 9
Coding region: 1-1743 (580 amino acids)
Biological process (GO): branched-chain amino acid biosynthetic process
Molecular function (GO): dihydroxy-acid dehydratase activity
Source: RefSeq, a predicted model, not a curated record